CCAGACAGCCAUGGCAACGUGUCCCCAGAGAUGGAGCCCCUCAGACGGCUCGCUCGGGCCGCUGCCGGCUACGUGGUGUGGCAGAACUCCACCGAAAACACUCGCUACGAGCUCGCCCACAUCCAACGUGUGAGGCAAGUGAAAAGAAGUGAUGAUUACCUUGAGUUUGACUACAUGGUUCUCCUGCAUGAAUUUGUGUCCCAGGAGAUUAUUCCCUGGCAAAUGACAGUUCUCUGGCACCCACAGCACGGUGUUAAAGUAACACAGAACAGCCGUCAGCCGCAACACGCCGAGCACUAACGGAGCGCCCCG
Molecule: messenger RNA, 312 nt
Organism: Tinamus guttatus (white-throated tinamou)
Lineage: Eukaryota; Metazoa; Chordata; Aves; Tinamiformes; Tinamidae
Source: RefSeq, a predicted model, not a curated record